UUCACUCUUUGUUUUACAGUAUAUAAUCAGUACUGCUAGUGCAAUACUUAAAACAUGCAAAUCUGCUAUGAGGCUUCCUCUUUUAACACUGGCUAUGGGUUGACCUCAUGAGCAUCAAACACAACAUCAGAGUGCAAAUGCAGCUGAGAGAACAGCAAAGGUUUGAACUGAAUCCUAUUAUGAGUAACAUGUCAAAAGAAGGAAGAUGGAGCGUUUUGAAACAACAUGCAAGGGUGUGUGUGUGUGUGUGUGUGUAUGAGAGAGAGAGAAUGAGAAGUGACACAGGAAGUCAAUGAGGUUGUGGUAAACAGACUCCUAUACCUAUUUGUAUCAACUGAGUGUGAUCACAGUGUGAUGCUUUGUGCUAAAAUGAGAAGACACUUCUGAAACCCCAAGAGAAAGCACCACGUCUUGGUAAGCUCCUCUUAUUUAAUGUAGUCCAUCUUUCCUGAAUUUUAUCCCACUCAGAAACUUUAUAUUUGUGUGCCAGUGCUUUGAAGACGAUGGGUAAAUAUAGAACUGUUACUUAAUAUUAAGUAGUAAAAAAAUAUUCAGUAAGUUCAGUAUUCAACUUAAGUUUAUCUGCCAAUUAUUCUGUGAACUUAACUAAAAAAAUAGUCUCCCUCUUUCUAUACACACCCAUAUAUAUAAGAGGCCGUUUCUGUCUAAUCGGCAUCUUUGUGUUCUUUGCACAUGGCAGCGCUAACUUCCCCUUUCAGACCUUGUUGUUAGUGAAACUUUUUCACAUUGAUUCAAAUAUUGUUCCUGCAGAACUGAUUAAACACCAUUUGUUCUAAUUUUCAGAAAUCCUGUAAAGAGCAAAUUUGGACAAAAAAAAAAGCAGAGACAAAAGACAUGGGUAUUAGUGGAGAGGAAGGAAAACUGCAUCGCAAAUUUUCCCGAAUAGGAAGCAGAUCGCAGAGAGAGCCGCCACGACCCCCUCCUCAAACAGACAAGCCUCCAGCGGUGGCUCCUCCAAGACCAGCCGAGGCUACUCCAAAACCUCCAGAACCUGUGCCAAAACAGGUUGUAACCCCCCCAAAACCUCCAGUGGCUCAAAAGCCCACUGCCCCUCCUAAGCCACAAAUACAAGUGUUCAACAGCACAGAGCAUGGCGCUGCCAUACUCAAGGGGUUGGAUUGUUUUCGCGGUGAUGAGACACUUUGCGAUGUGACUCUGGUACCUGGUGACAGCAGUGAAACUUUCCCAGUCCACAGGGUCAUCAUGGCUUCAGCCAGUGACUACUUCAAGGCCAUGUUCACAGGUGGCAUGAGAGAGCAGGAGCUGAAGGAGAUUAAGCUCCAUGGCGUGAGCACAGUCGGCCUGAAGAACAUCAUCGAGUUCAUCUACACAUCUCGUUUGAGCCUGGGUCUCGGUACCCUUCAGGACACACUGGAGGCGGCGAGCUUCCUCCAGGUGCUUCCCGUUCUCAACUUCUGCAACCAGCUACUCAGCAGUGAGAUCACUAUAGAAAACUGCUUGGAAGUUGAGCGCAUUGCCAGAGAUCUUCUUCUGGAAGAUGUCCAAAGACACGUUCACAUGUUUGUGUGUGAGAACUUCUCCUUACUGGUGCAGAGUGGCCAUCUCCUGCAGUUGUCUGAGGCGAGCAUAACGUACGCCCUCUCCAGUGACUCUCUGAAGGGUUUCUCUGAAAUGGAGCUGUACCGCAUCGCCCGCUCCUGGCUGUCCCAUAAACCUAGCGAGCGGCGUUCUGCUGCUUACUCUCUGAUGCGCCACAUCCGCUUCCCUCUGAUGUCCCCUGCUGAGCUCCUCCAGAUCUCUCAGGAAGAUCAGACUGAAGAAGGAGCAGCGAGCAGAGUAAAAGAGGAAGGGGAGACGUUCAUGCGAUCAGAAUCAGCCUGUGUCAACCUCCUUCUGGAGGCCAGCAACUAUCAGAUGCUUCCAUUCCUCCAGCCUUCACUCCAGACGGAGCGGACCCGGAUCCGAUCUGAUUACACUCACCUUGUGGUUCUGGGUGGUGUGAUGAGGCAGCAACUGGUGGUCAGCAAAGAGCUCAAGCUGUACGAUGAGGAAGACGGCGGCACCUGGAGGUCCCUCCAACCUAUGGAGGUGCCACGUUACCAGCACGGAGUGGCUCUUCUAGGGGGCUUUCUUUACAUUGUUGGAGGUCAAAGCACUUAUGACACCAAGGGUAAGACAGCUGUGGACAGUGCUUAUAGGUAUGAUCCUCGCUUUGACCGCUGGUUGCAGGUGGCCUCUCUGAAUGAGAAGAGGACGUUCUUCCAUCUGAGCGCUCUUAAGGGGAAGCUGUAUGCUGUUGGAGGGAGAAAUGCCACUGGGGAGAUUGAUUCGGUGGAGUGCUACAACUUGAACAAGAAUGAGUGGACUUUUGUUGCACCGAUGAGUGAACCUCACUAUGGACAUGCUGGCACAGUACAUGGAGGUCUGAUGUAUGUGUCAGGUGGUAUUACAAGAGAUGCUUUCCAGAAAGAGCUGCUGUGUUAUGACCCCGAUAGAGACGUGUGGAGCAGGCGAGCAGACAUGAUGGAGCUUCGUGGUCUUCACUGCAUGUGCACCGUGGGCGACCGCCUCUACGUCAUGGGUGGAAACCACUUCCGUGGGACAAAUGACUAUGAUGAUGUGCUAAGCUCUGAGUUCUACAGCCCUGCAAAUGACCAGUGGACAGUGGUGGCUCCAAUGCCCAGGGGUCAGAGUGAUGUUGGUGUAGCUGUCUUUAAGGGCUGCAUCUACGUGGUGGGUGGUUACUCCUGGAACAGCAGGUGUAUGGUGGAUAUCAUUCAGUGCUAUGACCCUGAGAAAGAUGAAUGGGAGAAGGUCUUCAGUGUCCUGGAGCCUCUCGGAGGCAUAAGGGCCUGCACUAUGACAGUUCAUUGCCCCAGAGGUUCAACAGAUGAGGCUGAAAUACAAGAGUGUCCUCUUUUAACAUCCAAAAGCUGAACAGAUUGUUUAAUAUUGUUAUUGAAUAGUAGAAAAAAAGAUCUGCACACUGUUAUACUACCUUAAUUCAAAAAGUAAAAAAUAGAAACGUUUCAGUCAAAAAACU
Molecule: messenger RNA, 3025 nt
Organism: Carassius carassius (crucian carp)
Lineage: Eukaryota; Metazoa; Chordata; Actinopteri; Cypriniformes; Cyprinidae
Product: kelch-like protein 9
Exons: 7
Coding region: 856-2919 (687 amino acids)
Biological process (GO): protein ubiquitination; regulation of cytokinesis
Cellular component (GO): Cul3-RING ubiquitin ligase complex
Molecular function (GO): cullin family protein binding; ubiquitin-protein transferase activity
Source: RefSeq, a predicted model, not a curated record